Messenger RNA from Pseudomyrmex gracilis, 1209 nucleotides. It is a transcript of the gene TrpRS-m, whose product is annotated as tryptophan--tRNA ligase, mitochondrial. The record is from RefSeq and is a predicted model, not a curated record. Gene Ontology annotation, cellular component: mitochondrial matrix; mitochondrion. NCBI's taxonomy places the organism in Eukaryota, Metazoa, Arthropoda, Insecta, Hymenoptera, Formicidae. The transcript has 6 exons. Gene Ontology annotation, biological process: mitochondrial tryptophanyl-tRNA aminoacylation. Bases 72 to 1208 code for a protein of 378 amino acids. Gene Ontology annotation, molecular function: ATP binding; tryptophan-tRNA ligase activity.
GUCGUCUCCGAUGCGUCAAGCUGUAAUCCAUCCUAACGUUCAAAGUUUAUCAACUGAAUUAUAUUUGAAAUAUGUUUAAAGUAUUAACAAAUGCCAUUCGUUCAGAAACAAUUCGAAGAGUAAAAUUUAAAAGAGUUAGAAGAUAUAGCAGUCAGGAAAUACAAAACAGAUAUACAAAAAGGAUAUUCUCCGGAAUUCAGCCUACAGGAAAUGUGCAUUUAGGAAAUUAUUUUGGCGCUAUUCAAAAGUGGGUGCAGUUGCAAAAUUCUGGUGAAGAAGUUUUAUGCAGCAUAGCAGAUUUGCAUUCAAUUACUUUGCCGCAAGAUCCAAAGAAAUUGAGAGAAAAUACUCUACUAACAGCUGCAACAUUGAUAGCUUGUGGUGUAGACUUCAAGAGAAGUAUACUUUUUCAACAAUCCAAAGUGCCAAUGCACACUGAAUUAUGCUGGAUAUUAGGUAGCAUCACCACUAUGGCCAGGCUGGCUCAUUUACCACAAUUCAAGGAAAAGAGUGAAGCAUUGAAAAAUAUUCCUCUAGGUUUAUAUAUUUAUCCUGUACUGCAGGCAGCUGAUAUAUUAUUGUACAAAGCAACACAUGUUCCAGUAGGACAGGAUCAGGCUCAACAUAUACAACUGGCACAGGAUUUAGCACAAAUAUUUAAUAGAAAAUUUGGACAAACCUUCCCAAAACCACAUACUCUUAUCAGUGAUGGCCCAAGCCAAAGAAUUAAAUCUUUACGUGAUCCUACGAAAAAAAUGUCCAAAUCACAGAUAGAUCCGAAGUCUAGAUUGGAUAUCUUAGAUGAACCUGAUGUAUUAUUGGAAAAAAUAAAGAAGUCCCUGACUGAUUUUACUUCAGAAGUAACAUAUGAACCCGAACAACGGGCAGGUGUGGCUAAUUUAAUCAAUAUUCAUUCUUUGUUUACGGGGAAAACACCGGAAGAAAUAUGUAAAGAAGCUGCAGGUUUGAAUACAGGACAGUAUAAACUAGUAUUAGCGGAUAUAGUAAUAGAAAAAUUAUCUCCAAUUCGUAAUGAUAUAUUAAAACUGCUCAAAGACCCUGUCUACUUAGAUGAAAUUUUAAAAGAGGGUAAUGAAAGAGCUAUAGAACUUGCGACGCAUUGUUGGAAGGAAGUUGCGGAUAAAGUGUUUGGUACAGAUACAAUACUAGGUGUAAACAUGAUAAAAAAUACUGUAAAUGUUAUGUAAU